UCCAAAAGAAACCCAAAGUUUAUUUAAAAUGCAUCGUUCACAAACUGGUCUAAAGAAAAGAGGCAGAAAGCGAGAAAGCAGAGUAAAUGAAAAACAUCCUGCAAGGAAGAAGAACUCAUCACUGGACCUAAAAUCAGAUGGAAAAAGAAGACAUGUGAGAAAAAUUAGAACAAAAGAAGACAGCAGCAGUAGAAGAGAAAGCUUAACAGAGCAAAGCAGUAAUGAGCAAGUGGAAGAAGAAGAAGACAAAAUUCCUGAGAGACAGCUAAAAAAGAGAAGUAAAGUAGUAAAAGGAAGGCCAGAGAAUUGUGAACAUGAUGAUGAAAUUGCAAAGACUGUCAGCAUAAAUGAUAACAUGUCUUCCUCAGGGAGCAAGCUAAGCACUUCUGAUGUUGACCAACCUUCACCAUCUACAGAACACAAGCGGCAGAAGCCCAUAGACAAGCAAAAGAAGGGGGAAAAACCACCUUGCGUUACUUUUAAGACUGCAGGAAAAGUUGAAUUAUCAAAAACUCCACGAAGUUCAAAAACUGUUGCAAUAACCACAACAACACUGGGUGUAGAAGAUAAAAAAGCUGUGGAUAUCAACAAAUCAGCCAGAGGAUGUUCUACACAGAAAAAGUCAAAAUACAAAGAUUUCCAGGCUACCACCAAACAAGAAAUAGAAUCUCCAUCCGUAACCACAAGACUAGAGAGAGAAUAUCCAUAUGUCACCACAAAAUCCAGUAGAGAUCAUCCAUCUACUUUUACAGCAGAUGAAACCUCUGCAUCCACUACCAGAACAAAAGCUGACGUUCCAUUAACUUCCAAGCCUGAUUCAAAAGUUUCAUCCAAUACAGAAAAUAAGUCAUCUAGCUCCAUGUUAAGCAUAGAAGUCCCGGUGUAUUUAAAACAAAAUCAAAAAUUGCCAUCUAAAAUGAAUACAAGAAAAGAAGAUCUUUCUAAACCUAUUGCAAAAGAGGAAGCUGUAUCAAGAGCCAAAUCUAAACAGAAACUAUCCCACAGCAAAGGAGUUGAGGAACUCAAGCUGCAGGAAAAAGCACAAGUGGAAGCAUUAUCAAAUACAAAACCAAAGAUAGAAACUCCAGGGAAUAAGCAAGUAAGAAUAAAGGUGCCAAAUGAGUCAAAAACAAGUGCUAAGGGUUUAUCCAAUAACAAAAUAAGUGAAUCCUCCCCAAACAUAAUAGAGGAUGGGAUGGGAACUUCAUCUGACAACAAGACUAACAGAGAUAGUUCAUCAAUUUUAAAAUCUAAUGUAGAAAAAGAAUCCAAGAAAAAUAAGGAAAAAGCAUCUGCAUCAGGAAUAAAAAAAACAUCUUCAUCCACAUACAAGACAGAAGUUCUACAGCCAGGCAGCACCAAGUACAUUAAAGAAAAGGAAUUAGUUAUAGACGAAGAUGAUGACCCAAGAACAAAUAUGAAAAGAAAAACUUUACCCAAAAUUGAAACAAAAGCUGAAAAUCCAUCAAAAAUUAAGAAAGGGAGAAUGCAGUCAAACUAUAAAGCAGUAGAACAGGAACAACCGAGCACCAUGGAAGAGGAGGAAGGAUGUUUGAAAAAAAAUGAACCCACAAUAAAAUUAACUAAAGCUGCAGUAAAAGAUGAAAAACGUUCAGCUCUUAAUAAGACUGAGCUAGUUACAACAUCUAACACUAAAAAAAUCCUAAAAUCACCAUCUACUGCAAAAAGUUCAAAAGACAUCUCAACAUCAUCAAUAACUAAAGAAACCAAAGAUAAGGAAAACAAUAUACGUUUGAAACAACGGGAGAUGAAAAGAGAGGUAAGAGGGACCCCAAAGAAAAAAACGAACUCUGUAAAUACGAGAGAAAUAUCUAGCCAAAGAACAUCACAACAGAAUACUUCAGUUCAAGAGAAAAAAAAGAAGGAGAGCUCUUCUAGUCUUGUAACAGAUGAUGAGUCACAUACAGAGAAUUCAAAGAUUAAGGUGGUGGAUGGGGAAACCUCCUCCUCCUCAUCAUCAUCAUCAUCAUCAUCAUCAUCCCCAUCAGAGAGUAGCGAAGAAGAAGAAGGAGAAGGAGAAGAAGAAGAAGAAGAAAAAGAAGAAGUAAAGCCUAAAGAACAAGCAGAGGAAGAGAGCUCAGCUAGUGAUGACAGUGAGAGUGAAGAAGGCAGGGAAGGUAGCUCAUCUGACUCAAGUGAGUCAGCAGGUGCAACAGAGAAGCAAAGCACUAAUCACACAAGUAGUAAAGAACAGGUGGCAGGAAAGAAAAGCAGCGAAGAUGACAGUGAUAGUUCAAGUGAAACUUCAGAUGAUGAAACUGCAGACGAAGAUGAAAACAAUCAGUCCGAAAUAGAAAAUGAAGGGAAAAGUGAACAAGAAAAUACUGAACAAGAUGAAGAAGAAGACAGUGACAAUGUCCUAAGUGGGAAAACUGUUGAAAGAAAGGAGGAAAAUAUAACAGAGAAAACUGAAGAUAACAAUGGAGAUGAAGAUGUUGCAAGAUCAACAAAUAGUCACAAGAAUGGAUCAGAUGACACGGAGACAAAGAAUGCAAGUAAAAAUGCAAAAAAAAGUUCUAUUUCAGAUCCUAAAUUAAAAAAAAAGUAUGAAAAUGAAAAAAAAGUCGAAGUAAAGGAAGGGCCUUCAGCCAAAAGAAAACCUCUGCCUAGGGGUAUAAGAUCUAAACUUCUGCAUGUCAAGCCUGGCACAACUUCAAAGGAUGUGGAAAAUAUUCCAACACCUAGUGAUGGUUUUAUGAACCUAAUUAAGCAUUCCAACCAAAUAAGAGCAGAGCCUGAAAAACUCAUAUGUGUUAAGCCAGGAAAGAAUUUGAAGAAAAAAGAUCAGAGAUCAUCUUCUUCCUUAAAGGUUAAAAGAGACAUUGAGCAGACAAUAGAGCUAGCUACACGACCACAUCUUAAUUUCAUUGCACAGACUCAUAUAAUUGCAAACCUCAAAAAGAGACAAAAGGAAGUCCGAGAGAAACUAAGAGUUAAAGAGAAGGAAAAUCAACAAGCUGCCUUAGAUAAUACAAAAACAGAAGAGAGUUCUUCAGAUGAUGAACAUAUAAUGAAAGGACAACAGUCCAUUAAUUCAGCUACUCUUAGUAUUGUUGAUUCCAAAAACAGAACGUUGAUAAAUGUUCAAGGAAAGACAGGAGGGGGAGAAUAUAAAAUAGGGCAACUGCUAAGUACAGCAACAAACAAAAAGGAUCAAGGUAACCAAGGUGCUUCUAACACUCCAGAAAUGGAAGAAAGGGAUAUUGAUGGACAGAAUAUGCCAAACUGUCUUCCUGGAGUUACUAAAAAUGGAAAAACAGCCUGUUCAAUGUCAGCCUUUCGUAGGGUAACCGGAUGGCUGAAGAGAGUUCCACCUAAAAAACCCAACUUGAAGGAACGUUUAGCUAGUGUUGCACGAGCCAUUGGGAUCACAGACUGGCUGUUCAGAACAUUCAGAAGAAAAAAAAAGCGUAGACAAUGUGAACUUAAAAGAAGAACAGCCAUGAGGUUACUAAGCUCAUCAAAGCUCAUGAAUCAAUUCAGCCAGACCUCAGUAAGAAAGCAUAGCAUGGAAAAAACCUCUGAAGAAAAUCUUGAUGCAUGUACACUAAAAAGUGCUAGUAAGAAGUGCAGCAAGUCAGAGAAACAUAUUGACACAUCAGAAUCAAGUCUUAAGACAUUUUGUGAGAGCCCUGAAGGUGAAGAAUCCACUGUUACUGCAGAUGCAAAAUAUGCUAUAGUUUUUCCAAGAAUCCACCAUCUUGCAAAAACCAUAAAGAUUUCUCCUGCUGUCCAGAGGUGUACUCCCAACACUGGACAGAGAGUCAUUGUGUCUGUACAGCCUGCUUCAUCAACCAAAAUCUCAGAAAGGUUAAUGAAAGACACAAAGAAAGGCGUUGAAAAUCAGACUGAUACCAUACAACGAUAUCGACCCUUACAGCUAGUGGAAUCAAGAUCCAGUAUAGGACAAGACUUACAAGCUAAUGAAGAGUCACAGAGUUCAGUCACAUUUUCAAAGCCCAAACUAAGCAAGGAAAAUGAAGAACAUUCGGUUCAAAGCACACCAGUAAAUGGAACAACACUGACUGACUCUCAAGUGGGAUCAUCAGUUGUAGACUCAACCCAGGAUAUUCAGGCAGAGGAGGAGGAGGAAGAGCAAAGCCCUUCUUAUGCAUCAACAACUCAUGUUCACUGGGCCCACAGUGUACCUGGAAGAACCUGUGAUCCCACAUGCUGGCUAAGUUCAGAAACUCUCCUGCCACGCCUUACAGUGGAAAAUCUUAGUAAAUGGACAAUCUACCAAGAUACUCCUCCUACCAAACCUGCACAACCUAUACAACCUCAAAGGGAUAGAUGGGAGGCCGAGGAUUAUACAGAAGAUAUGUUGCAAAUGGCAAUGAACAAGAAGCAGGCCCGUACAGGGGAGCAGUGCCCAGAAGUGGAGGAGCUGUCUGAUUUGUCAUUUUUAAAGGAAGUAUGUGAAAGUGCUGUCCUGCUAUGCCUAAAGAAGAGAUUUCACAGGGAUGCUAUAUAUGUAAACCCACACAUGCUCGAUGAGAGUUUAACGCAUGCUCGGUAG
This is a messenger RNA of Rana temporaria (common frog), 4540 nucleotides long. Its product is annotated as dentin sialophosphoprotein-like. Lineage: Eukaryota; Metazoa; Chordata; Amphibia; Anura; Ranidae. The transcript has 4 exons. The record is from RefSeq and is a predicted model, not a curated record. The coding region runs from base 29 to 4540 and encodes 1503 amino acids.